AUGAUCGUGAACUUCAGCAAGAAGAGGUGCCGGCAGGGAGGCUCCAUCAUCAGCAUCGAACACGGGGAGUUUUCGCAAGCCUUUCUGCGACUCCGGCGGGAUCUGCUCAAGAAAGAGCAGGGCAAUGGCUGCGGCAAAACAGCGCACAAACCCAAGUCUCUGAUCGACGGCAUUCGAGGGCCUGAGUCGUCUAAAACGUCGAGAGACACCUCCUCCUUGCCGUUGUUGAGCCUGCGGCGAAGCCUCCCUGGGAUGACAAGAGUCGAAGACGGCAACUUGCAUCGAGCUGUAGACGCGGACACCAUCAACCGAGCUCUGGCGAAGGUGGAUCGAGCGGCCUGGUCGUACGACCCAAGAAGAACGGUGCGGUUGACGUCGAGCGCUUUCGGACGUAUUUUUUGGGUCUUAUCGAAGAUCACGCCGAAGAAGUCGUGA
This is a messenger RNA of Ectocarpus siliculosus, 435 nucleotides long. The record is from the annotation of a GenBank genome assembly. Lineage: Eukaryota; Phaeophyceae; Ectocarpales; Ectocarpaceae.